AUGGGCCUGGGCCCCCUUGUCAUGGGCCGUAGGCUACUCAGGGGCGACGGGACCCGAGUCACGGAGCCCGCCGCGAAGCAUCAGAGGUCCGCCGAGGACGUGGGCCAGGGUAGUUCCCGGGCAUCCGGUCUUCGCGGGACCUCCGGAGCUGUCGUGCCGCCGCUAUCGCCGCCAAAAGAUACCUCCCGCCGGCAGCAGCAGCAACAGGAGCAGUCACGAGUUGCACCUGCGUCGCAGCCACAGGAGCAGCAGCAGCGGCGGGAGGCUCCUCACCCAAGCAUCCAUUCCACCAUCGCCGGCUCGUCGGCUGAUGCCCAGGCAACCGCGGCCUCGGCGGCGACAGCGGCGGCGAUGGAGGGUGCGGGAUCCUCGGGUGCAGCAACUUCUGCCAGCCCGGUGGUGCCCGAUGCGGUGGUGACAGGCGCGCCGUCACCAGGCUCUGCUGAAGCCUCCCGUGCUGCAGAAGCCCGGUCAAAGCUCAAAGCCGACCAAGAGGCCUAUCGAGCCAACCUUCUGAAGGUGUUCAACCGGGAGCUUGCAGUAUCGAGCCGGGAGAAGGCUCUGGCCCAGCGGGAGGAGACUUUUGCGCUGGAGGUGGUUAGCUUUGCAGCUCAGCGGUCCGAUCUCGAGAGUCGGCUUGCUACCCAGCAGUCCGAGCUUGAGACCCGCAGCCAGGGUCUCGAGAUCCGCAAGCAGGAGCUGGAUGAGCUCUCUGGGACCAUGGCUGGAUGGCAGAAACAGCUGGAGGAGAGGGCCAGCAAGCUGGCCGUUGCCGAGGCGGAGCUGGAGGAGGACUGGAAGUCCCUCUCUAAGCGGGAGUCCCACGCCACCGGCAUAGAGAAGGAACUCGGGCGCCAGCGGGACUUCCUCAAGAAGCUGAAGGAGUGCUUAGUUGCAGGCCCGCAGGACUCAUCCUGGACCGGUCCCAGGCUGGUGCCAGGUCCGGGGCUCUAG
This is a messenger RNA of Panicum virgatum (switchgrass), 954 nucleotides long. RefSeq lists its product as uncharacterized. The coding region runs from base 1 to 954 and encodes 317 amino acids. Lineage: Eukaryota; Viridiplantae; Streptophyta; Magnoliopsida; Poales; Poaceae. The transcript has 4 exons. The record is from RefSeq and is a predicted model, not a curated record.